AUGUAAAACCUCCUAAAAUAUCGAGAAAUCAAAGCAAAGUAAUAUAAAUUUAAUCCCAUCUCAACUCAACUCAAAUACUAUCGAAUUUAUAAUGUUGAGAAUGCAUGUCAACAAUUUUAUUUGUAAAUGUUGUCAAAUAUAUAGAUAACACUUUGUUUUUUAUUCUUCUUUUUAGUUGUUGUUUCGGAUUAGAAUAUCAUUUAAUUAUUUCUACUCAUACAUUAUAUUAUUUAAUUUAGAAAUAAACUCUUUAUGUCGUGUUGUAUAAGUUAGAAUUAGGAUUCUUUUAGUAACUAAGACACAAUUGAAAAAUUAAGUCAAAGAAUUUCUAAGAAAGAGUAAUUAGAGAUGAAACGAUAAUUGGAUGUUAUGGUCAACAGAGUCAAAAUGUUGGCAGUAUUUCAAUAACGAUUGUAACAUUUCUGAGUAUUUAGAUAAGGGAAACAAAUCUAAAAUGAAAUAAAAAGUGAACAAGUAAAUAGCAUUAGAAAUCAAUAUAACGAAUACUUGAAGUAGGUAUUUAAUCAGUCAUCUAUUUAGUAAAGUAAACAUAAAGAAUCGAGGGAACAAUCUCUGGAACUAUUCAGAGAAAAAACUAAGCAUUUGAAAUAACAGCAAUAAUCACUUAAAGUUUAAAUUCGAUAAAGUGUGCAGUAAUAGAAGAAGCAAUAAUUUGAGUUAAUGAAAAAGUAAUCGUUGAAUCACGAUAAAGUUAUCAUUCUCUAAAAGGAAAGAUCAAAAUCAUAUAAUGUGGAGAAGAAAUAAAGAGUUCAAUAAUAUGAAUAGUAAUAACAAUUAAACUUAGCCAUGUACAAAUAAUAAAAAUAAGAAUAAUUUAAAUCUUAACACAAGAAAGCCGUUCUUGAUAGCUUUAAGAAAAAGGCAUAAGACUUUAUGAAAAUUUAACAAUUGUGGGAACAAGAAUAAGAUAUUUUGGAUCUCUUAAAUGAUUCUUAUAAUUCUAGGCUAACUUCUUCAAUGAUCAAAAAUUGA
This is a messenger RNA of Paramecium octaurelia, 993 nucleotides long. Lineage: Eukaryota; Ciliophora; Oligohymenophorea; Peniculida; Parameciidae. The record is from the annotation of a GenBank genome assembly.